Moneuplotes crassus is the source of this 2447-nucleotide messenger RNA. NCBI's taxonomy places the organism in Eukaryota, Ciliophora, Spirotrichea, Euplotida, Euplotidae. The record is from the annotation of a GenBank genome assembly.
UUAAAAUAGAAUUUUAAAUACAAAGAAUGUCAGCUAUUUCAAGAACUCCAGAAAGGAGUGGAACUGUAGCCAGAGUGGAUUUAAUCACAAAUUAUUUCAAGCUUUCUUUCCCAAAUGGGGGUGACUGUCCUAUCUUCAAGUACUCAAUGAAGUUCAUCCCAGAUGUACCGGUGAAGAAUCAAAGGCUAAAGCUGAAGCUUUUCAGUAAGAUCAGAAAGCAAGUGGUAAAUGACCUAGGCAGAGUGGUCUAUGAAGGUAAUAGUGAACUCUAUGGGAUGAGCACCGAAUCUGAACCAGAGGAGUCGUACAAGGCCUCUUUUAGAGAUGAAGAUUACACUAUUUCAGUAAAAUUUGUGCAAGCAAUUAGCCCAAGCGAUGCUGAUUCUAAAGUCUUCUAUGGUAUCUUCAUCAAAAGCCUUUUUACAAAGCUUGGGCUGAGUGAAAUUGGUAGGAAGUACUUUGAUGCAAGAAGAGCCCAUAAUCUCUCUGAUAAAUCUCUUAGUAUCAUGCCAGGCUUCUCCUCUGCUCUAGAGAGUUUAUCUGAUGGACUAAUGGUCAAAAUAGAUAUAGCUCACAGAGUGUUACGACAAGAAUCUGCCUACAAUGUAAUAAAGGGAAUCAAAGGGCAUUGAAGAGAUCCAUAUAAGCUCCAAUGGGAGAUAAAGAAGGCCCUUGUUGACUCUGUUGUCCUUACAAAAUAUAACAAGAACUCUACUUACCAGAUCAAUGAUGUUAUAUUUGAUAUGAAUCCUAUGUCCAAAUUCAAGUAUUAUGAUAUCUCAAAGCAAGAACUCACUGAAAUCUCAUAUUGUGAGUACUACAAUAAGAAGUACCACAUCACUCUCAAGGACGAAACCCAGCCGAUGCUAGAGUACCGUGACAAGAGAAGGAAAAGAUCUAUCUAUCUCGCACCAGAGAUCUGAACUAUGACUGGGAUCACCGACCGACAGAAGAAGGACUUCAAGAUCAUGAAAGAAAUGGCCUCUAUUACCCAUAAAUCAGCAGAAGACAGAAUGAAGAGCGUCAACGAGCUGCUUGACACAAUCAAGCAGAGUGAAAACUGUCAAGAGACUAUGAAGGCGUUCAAGGUCCAAAUUGAAGAUGAGCCUUCUAAAGUUCAAGGAAAGUUACUGCAAAUUGGCAAAUUCUUAAUGGCCAAGGAUGGUUGAGGAAAAAGAAAAGAGAUCGAACCCCUUGCCAGAGAGGGUUGAGAUAGAGAUAUACAGCAUAAGAUGUAUGAGCAGGCAUCCUUGAAUAAGUGGGCAAUACUUUAUCAUCAUAGUUCUGAAAGGUUUAUCGACAAUUUCUGUAAUGGCUUUAGGAAAGUUUGAGGUGAAUAUGGAUUCAAGAUUAGAGCUCCUAAAAUGAUUAAAUGCUCUCAAAAUGAUUUAGAACGGGAGAUAAGGAAACUUGGAAAUGUAGACGAUGUUGACUUGCUUCUGUACGUUAUUGAAGGCCCCAAAGUGAAUAAUGAGCAGUAUAAGAGGUUUAAAAGAAUGACUUUUAAUGAGAAACAGAUCCCUACUCAAUGAAUCAAUGUGUCUACUAUCAAAAAGGGAAGGAAUAUCAUGUCAAUUUAUUCGAGGAUUCUCAUGCAGAUAAACAGUAAGCUUGGAGGUGCACCAUGGGCUGUUUCUGAAUGCCCCCUUUCUAAUAAACCUACAAUGGUGAUGGGCAUAAAUGUUUGGAAAAAGAAUUAUAAAGCAAAGCACUCGAUUAUUUCUCUGACUGCCUCUGUAAACAUUAGGUACAACAAAUAUAUUACCAUAUGUGAUGAAAUAGGACCUAAUGAAGAUCUUGGCUCAAAAAUGAAAAUUUUAGUAGAAAAAGCAAUAGAAUCUUUCCUGAAAAUCAACAAGACUGAAAUUUCAAGACUGAUUAUCUACCGCGAUGGAGUCUCAGAAUCCCAACAAACCCAGGUGCUAAUUUAUGAAGUCGAGCCUAUCAAAAGUGCACUGAAAGAGAAAAACAUUUCUUUUGCCUUUAUCAUUGUUAACAAGAGGACCCAGACCAGAUAUUAUGUUCAAGAGGGAAGACUUAAAGGACCUACUCCAGGAAUGCUUGUUGAUGAAGGAAUUGUCAGUCAGAAAAAUGGGCCUUCAAAAGAUUUCUACCUCGUCUCCCAAAUAGCAAAGCAGGGAGCAGCUUCUCCAACACAUUACCACAUACUUCAUAUUGACGAGGGUCUUCAUAAAUCUGAUUUGAUGCUGCUUACUUACAAAUUGUGCUUCCUUUACUUCCACAUAAACUCAGGAAUUAAGGUUCCUGCUCCAAUCCAGUAUUCUGAAAGACUAGGAGCAUUACUUGGAGAUAGUGUUAAUGCUAAAGCUAACGAGAAAAGACCUGAUGAGAAUGGUAAGAUUUACACCCUUCCAGGCAAGAGGUUCCUUAACAAACCAGGACUCUUCUUUAUUUAAACUGAGAUAACUAAAACAUUCAACAUGAAG